Messenger RNA from Paramecium primaurelia, 1042 nucleotides. NCBI's taxonomy places the organism in Eukaryota, Ciliophora, Oligohymenophorea, Peniculida, Parameciidae. The record is from the annotation of a GenBank genome assembly.
AUCUUUUAUGCUUUCAACAUAAGUAUUCAAUUCGUUCGCUUAAAGACAAAGUAAUGGUAUCAUUAAGUUAUUGGCGUACGGAGUCUUCUUUGGAGGAGCAUAUGGAUGUGCUUGGCAUCAAUGGAAGGGUGCUUAAUAAAAAUAAUUAUAUGAGAAAGUAGAAACUGAGAUUACUGAAUGGAAACCAAUAACAAUCAAUGGUCUUAAUGCUAAUAGAUAUCCUUGGGCACGUAAUAUUAGAUAAUGGGAGUAUAAAUUAGUGAAAUUGUAUGGAUAUUUCAGAGUAAUAAAUAAAUUGCUAUCAUUUCUUAGGAUGAAAGAUUUUUUGUAAGAAGAGAAAGAGAAGGAAGAGAUGGUUUCUUAGUUUUUGCUCCAUUUGUAACAGCUUUAUAAUUCAAUGAUACAGAAUAAGAUCCAGAAUAAACUACUAAAUCUCAGGUGAUGGUAAAUUUAGGUUGGGUGCCUAAAGAUAAUAUAAGUGAUAUUCAAAUGGGAUAAGAGCCUAUUGGAACAACAGUAAUUUUAUGUAAAUAUAAAUUAGACCUUUGAAAAUGUUCCUCAUAAUGAAGAUGACGAUUAAUUGACAGGAUUCAAUAGAAAUGUAUUAAAUAUGGAAGAAGAUUAUUAAAUGCCUUUUGUUGAAUUUGUUGGAAUGGUAAGAAGAGGAGAAGAAGAGGAUAUUUUGAAGGGACGUAGAAAUUGGCCAAGAGAGGGAGUGUAUAAUUAUAUUGAUUUGUGGUUCAUGUCAAGAUUAUACAGAUCAUUUAAUUUGGUAUAAUGAUGAAAACUAAUAUUGUAGACAGAUUGUUCAUCUGCAUACAUUGAAAGAUUGGUGCAAGAAUAUGAUGAAGAAUCAGCUAAUUUAUAUCCAAUUCCUGCUACUAAAGACAACUUUGAUAAACCUUUGCCUACUCCACAAACACAUUAAGCAUAUUCAUUAUUUUUUGGGCUAUCUUCAAUAAUGUCGUUAGCCUUAUUAGCCAUAAGAAGAUGAUUUAUUAAAUAUAGUAUAUAAAACAAAAUAUAUAGCCUUUAAAAAAAA